Cyprinus carpio (common carp) is the source of this 1276-nucleotide messenger RNA. Its product is annotated as oocyte zinc finger protein XlCOF26-like. The record is from RefSeq and is a predicted model, not a curated record. The coding region runs from base 863 to 1276 and encodes 137 amino acids. The transcript has 2 exons. Gene Ontology annotation, molecular function: RNA polymerase II cis-regulatory region sequence-specific DNA binding; DNA-binding transcription factor activity, RNA polymerase II-specific. Gene Ontology annotation, cellular component: PcG protein complex; transcription regulator complex. Lineage: Eukaryota; Metazoa; Chordata; Actinopteri; Cypriniformes; Cyprinidae. Gene Ontology annotation, biological process: regulation of transcription by RNA polymerase II.
CGCUGCGUCUCAUCUCUCUCUGAAUCUGAAUCAGUUCAUCAUCGAGUACUGAUGGAGAAACGGAGCUUUUUGAAGAUCCGAGUCAAUUGAAUCAAAUGAUUCACAAAAUGUUUCAGUGAUUCGAAUCAGCGCACGCUCAAAACAACAAACAAUGAAAACUUGAAUAAACCAACUGAUUUUUUUUUAUUGACAUUGUAAUCUAUUAAAUAUAUACAAAUCAGUAAACACCAAAUAUAAUCUUAUUAUAAAUAUGAAUAUUGUCAGAAAGCCUAUUUCAGGAACUAAAGUUCAAUAGUAAGGUUUACUACAAAUAUUUUAUUUUGUGUUCCUUCAUGUGCUAGUUUUUUUUCUCAUCAGAUGAUUUCAGUCCAGUAACUCUGACUCUGACUGACUCCCUUACUAGUGUGCUGACUACUGAUCUAGGGAGCAGAUUGAGACGAGAGAGAUUUAGUUUGUGUUUAUUUUUCUUUCUGUUCAUUGUUCUCAUCUUAAACAGGACAAAGUGUCCAAACAAACAGAAAAACUCCUGCUGAAGAUACUGAGACACACACUAUUAUAAAGAUGGUGAUUAUUAAAGAGGAGAGUGAAGACAUGAAGAUAGAAGAGACAUUCAGAGACAAACAUGAAGAGACUGAGACACACACAGACCUGAAAGAAGAGAGUGAAGAACUGAAUGAAAUACAAGAUAAAGAUCAGUACAAAAAACACCAUGAAUUCAUAACUGGACAAAAAUCAUUUAGUUGCUUACAGAAAGCAAAGACUUCCUCACAAAAAAAGAGCUCAGAAGGCUAUAUUUAGAAGUCAUUUCAUCUGUGAACAGUGUGGAAAGAUUUUCAACCAUCAAGGAAAACUGAGAGUCCACAUGAGGAUUCACACUGGAGACAAGCCUUUCAUCUGCCAACAGUGUGGAAAGAGUUUCAGUGAACAUGGAAACCUUAAAGUCCACAUGAGGAUUCACACCGAGGAAAAGCCUUUCACCUGCUCUCAAUGUGGAAAGAGUUUUACACAUAAAAGCACUUUGAAAGCCCACAUGACUAUUCACACAGGAGAGAAGCCUUACACCUGCAAACUGUGUGGGAAUAAUUUUGCUGGAAAAGGAAGCUUUAACAUGCACAUGAGGACUCACACUGGAGAGAAGCCUUACACAUGCCCUCAAUGUGGAAAGAGUUUCACUCAACAAGGAAACUUUAACAGGCACAAGAGAGUUCACACUGGAGAGAAGCCGUUCACAUGUAAACUGUGUGGAAAACAGUUUCACACGACAAACAAGCUUUAA